AUGGCUCCGGCCAAAUCUACGAGGACCCUGACCUCCAAAGCACUGGCCAAGCCCAAGGAAGGUACAAGGGCUCCAGUCAAGUCCACUGAAGGCACGAAAGUAGACAAGACCUCCAACAUGCCAGCCAAGUCCUCUGAAGGUACGAAAGCAGCGAGGAAGAUCUCCAAUGCACCAGCCAAGUCCACUGAAGGUGUGAAAGCCAUGAAGAUGUCCAACCCACCAGGCAAGUCAACCAAAGGUGCGAAAGCGACGAGGAAGAUCUCCGAUGCGCCAGCCAAGUCCGCUGAAGGUGUGAAGGCAGCCAAGACCUCCAGCAUCGCACUCUCUUCUGAGAUCCUAGAUCUAACCUCUCUGUCGGAAUGCGAGAGUGAUUCUGGGGAUUCAGACUGCGAUUUGACUGUCACUUAUCAAAGUUUUGGCCAGCCGGUCAAAUGUCACAAGACGUCUCAUCCUUAG
Cyclocybe aegerita is the source of this 456-nucleotide messenger RNA. The record is from the annotation of a GenBank genome assembly. NCBI's taxonomy places the organism in Eukaryota, Fungi, Basidiomycota, Agaricomycetes, Agaricales, Hemipholiotaceae.